UUUGGCGCCAAUCAAAAAUCCAAUUUCCGGAAAUGACUAGGCGGAUCUAAGUUGAUCCGGGCAUUUUGAUGGUAAUGCGCGUCUCAAAAUGGCGGUUGGGAAAAUAUUUAGAUCACAUAACACAUUUCAUUAAUUUGGAAGGUGAAAGAUUAGUUUAGCUACUUCCAGCAUGUCGACGAUGAGAAGAAGAUCUCAGACAGGUCCUCGGACCGACACGACAUACGACAUUUAUGUUUACAUGACUGAAGGAAAAUAUCCCGAUGGCGCAAACGAGAAUGCGAGGAGGAACCUGCGAAAACGAUCCAAAAUGUUCAAGUUGAAAGGCAGUGAAGUGUUUCAUGUCUCUACUACAAAGGACAGGUUUGGUAAAGAUGUUCAGAGAGAGAGACUUGUUCUAACAGACAAUGCUAAAAGGAAUGCAGUCAUCAGCGAGUUGCAUGUGGAUGAGAAAGGCAAUCACUUAGGAAGGGAAAAAGUAUUAAGUGCCUUGACUGAAAAAUACUACUUUGUUGGAAUGAAUAACAAAGUCAGAGAGUAUCUUUUGAAUUGUUCCUCUUGUCGCUCACGUUUUAAACUGGAAGGAUUGUCUGAUGGAAGCACAUCAGCAGUAUCAGAUUUGGAUGAUAUGGAUGACAACGACUCAAAUGCAUCCUUUUCUGAGGAUGGCAAACUUAUCAAAUCAGAAUGGCCUGCACGUUCGCAAGAGGCACUACAUUUCUGGGACAUUGUGGAAUUAAAUGUGAUGGGUCCUUACGACUGUAUAGACAGUAAACAUUACAUUGUUGUGUUUCUGGAUCUGUUCUCCAACUGGCCUGAAGCUUUUGUUGUGGAUUCUGUAUCCCCAUCAGUUGUUACACAUCUUUUGUUGAACCUGAUUUGCAGGUUUGGUUGUAUGAAGACGCUGAUGAUCAGGGAGUCAACAAACUGUGCUAAAGAGGACCUCACACCUUUACAGAAAUCACUUGAGAAGUCGGGAAUUGACAUUAACAUAAAUCAGUUUUCUUCAGCUCUCUCAGAAAAAAUUUGGAAGGAGAUGGGAGAUAACUUGGAUUCAUUUACCAAGAAUAAUGCACACUGGCCGCACUGUUUGGAAUUUGCUUUGUUACCACAUCGAGUGUCAAGACCAGAGCGUUCCGAGUAUACACCAGCUUAUAUUACCUACGGAAGAGAACUAAAUUUGCCAUCUAGUAUGCACAAGGGAGAAGGUGAUAACUUUCCUUCAGCUGAGCCACACCUGAGUUUGGAGGAUAUGACAGCAUUGUCAGACAAGUUUCAGUCAGUUUAUUCAUCCUAUGGGAAAAACAUUCAAGCAUGGAAUUCCUGCUCUCAACCAUUCUGUGUAAUUCCUUCAUUAAACUCAAGUGAAACUGUGAAGACACCAGGUAAAAGAGGGAGAAAGAAGAAAAAUCCUGCCCCUCCUCCACCCCCGCCAGAGGAACAAGAUUCUGAUAAAGAGGCUGAGGAGGACAUGCCUCCACCUGCUACAGAUGUGACCCCAAGAACCACUGGGCGAAAAAGAAAACGCAACAUCAGUCGCAUCACACGCCUCAUUAAUGCAGAAGAUGAUGAAGAUGACGAGGAUCACCCUCCAAAGCAGGACCCAGAUGACAAAGACUACUCUCCCAGUAACAAGAUGGUCAAAGUCAAUACAGAGCAGGAUGGGGAACCAUCGGAUCCCAAAGCUCCUUUGAUCAUGAAGUUAACACCUCCAACACCAAAGAAGCACAUUUGUAAUGGAUGUGGGAAAGAGUUUUCGCGUUCUGAUGUACUUAGGCGCCAUAUUCGCGAAAUGCAUGAAGCACACGAGUCCAUGAUAAACAUUUGUCCCGAGUGUGGCAUAUGCAUCAAGAGGAAACAUCAUUUAGCAAGACACAUAAAACAAGUCCACAGUAAAGGUUGUGAGUGCAAAGCUUGUGGGGAAAUGUUUGGAAACAAGAUUGAACUAAAAGAGCACAUUUCAACCGCACAUGAUGGCUACAAUUGUGAGAAAUGCAACAGAAACUAUACUUCAAAGUCUGGACUCAAGUUUCACAUAGCACAGGAGCACGAGCAGAAAUACCCUUGUCCUAUUUGUGGGAAAUCAUCUGGGUCUAGUUCAAGCUUUAACAAACAUUUGGCUUCACACACUGAAGGAUCUGAUAUUAAAUGUCCCCAUUGUCGGUACAUAUUCCCAAAUAAAGACACAUUUAUGGCUCACAGAGAAUCCUGUCGAAUGUCAAGAGCAUACACUUGUAAUCAGUGUGGUAAAGGCUUUUCAAGCAAAAAUUCAUUCCAGCAUCAUGAAGCCACACAUUUUGAUGGCAAGUUUCCGUGUCACAUUUGUGGAAUAAAAUUCUCAUUCAGUACCAAUUUGAACCGUCAUAUAAGAACAGUUCAUGUUGCUAAAGCAGAGGGAGAGGAUGUUAAGUCACCUGAAUUGUCGGCAGAUAAAGAAAGCUCCGAUCAAACUGGGAGUGUACCGGAAAACCAGAAAACUGCAAGUGCUGGUAACUUGUUUGAAUCUGGAGUUGUUGUACCAGGAAUGGAUGACACUCAAAACAACAGCCUAAACCAGAUAGUUGAAGCUAUUAAACUGCAAGUGGAGAGGAGGAUAUCUUCUGGGUAUUGUGGCAAUGGUGAUAUUCCAGGAAAACAGAGUGUGGGGACUGAUGCCAUGGAGGCAGCAGAGACCACUUCACCUCAGAAACCAGUUGUGUCCAGCAGCAGUAACCAGUUGUCGAGAGAAAUAACCACUGUAAGCAAGAAUGCAAAUAUCCAGGUUAUUCACCAGCCUGCUUCAACAAAACCAACUUCAACUGGGGUUCAAGAAUUUGCUCUUGUUUCAAAUGAAAAUUCCAAAGGACAAGAUAUCAAUAGUGGGAAUAUAUGGAUAGCGCUUCAUGAAUCUGGAAAACCUGCUAGAAAUAUUGUUAUGAACCAAGCAGCUAAUACAUACCAGACAGAAAAACCACAAACUGGGGGCAUUUCAAAUUCAGAAAAUGUUCAAGUUGCAAAGAAACCAGUGCCAGUAUCUCAUAGUGAACAAAUAUCUCCAGCCGUUGCUAUCUCUAAUGUACCUGCUACAUACCGCAUCAUAUCUGAUCAGGUACACCUCAAAUCCACACCAUCCAGUGUUCCCACUUAUAGAGUGAUCACUGCUGAAAGAGGCGCACAGCCCAAAUCCACAGCAACAGUGCUCCCAAACAUAUACACAGUGAUGACCUCCGAUCCAAGCCGAGCCAAGGCCACCAGCCUUCUCCCCAGCACUUACGUAGCAGCAACUUCUGAACAAGUUCAAGUCGCUGUACAGAAGCCACAAUCCAUCGUCAUGACAGCAGGUCAAGGACAGAGCUCUGUACCCUUGACCUACACAGUUCAACAACCAGUGCCAGUAGUUACCAGUAUGCAGAAAGUUCCGUCAGGAAGUCGUGACUUGGCUUCUUACAUGCAAAAAGUUUUGCCCGACUCUUGCAGCGCAAUGCCAUCUUCUUUGCUGCAGAAAGUUGAAAGUGGGUCUUAUGGAAUUGUCACCGAAGAACAUUCUUCCCAGGUCUACAGUAUUGCAACAACGGACGAUGAUAGUAAAAACCUAGAUGUUACUGCUUAUAACGUAAUAGUAAAGGAAAUAAACGAUCCAGUUCAACCAGCUGCAGAGGUUGUACCAAAUGCUGGCUUGCAUGCUGUACAGAGUUCAGACAUUACUGAGGCUGAUGGUAUAGAAAGUGGGGGAGAUUCCUUCUCAGAAGCAACAGCUGACCCUGUCCAAGAGGACGUACAGUUUACAUCAGAGCUGACAACCCAGGUGCAGGAAGCUGUAGAGUAUGACACAGUGACCACCGACCCAGAUAUUAUCUCACCUGCUAACCCUGAUCCCGCCUCAAACUCCUAUCCAUCACAGUUGGGGGACAGUGAUGGCACAGAUUACACGAUGGUGGUGGAUUCGUUACAAACUGGGGAACAGCCAAAGGGGCAGCAUUCAUCAUACACCACAGAAGCUUCGGAAAACGUUGAAAACUUGAUGCAACUAUCAGACUCGUCACAAAUGAAUCUGCCUGUUGAAAACCCAAACGAAAUGGAGACUUCUGAGCUGGAUGCGUAUUAUCAGGCCAUCUUCCAGUACAAGAAACACAAGUCCUACCUGCCAGGCUGCCCAGACAAUUACAAGAGAGUUUUACGGAAGUCUGCUGUUAGCUACACAGUGUUUGAGGACAAGCUGUUCUAUACAACAGACGGAGAACUACGCUAUGUUCCAAUGACAUGGAAAGAGAGACUGUACUAUUUGGCCUCGGCCCACAUGUCACAGAAAGGUAAACACAUAAAUAAGAACAACAUGGCACAAUGGAUGACAGAUAAAAAGAUUGCUUGGAAAGGUAUAUCUGUGGACUGCACAGCAUUUGCAGCUGCUUGUCCUCACUGCACUCUUGGUGAAAGGAAAUCGGAACCCAUUAGCAAGCAGUCCUUCAAAGAUGACCCAGUUCUAAAGAUGGCUGAAGAUAACUACAGUCUGCUGCUGAACUACCUUCAGAAGCAGACGUUUCCCUCGACCACUCCUCAGUCCCAGAAAGACACAGUUACUAGCAUUGCAAAAAACUUUGUGAUUCAAAAAGGAGUGCUGUAUCACAAAAAAGGGAAAAUGGGAGACUUGAGAUGUCUGGAAGUAGGGACCAAGGACAGGAAAGUAGCCAUGCAGGCUGCUCAUGUUAGCAAUGAUGAACACUUUGGACCAGGAGACACAUUUUCCAGGUUGUCAGAUAAGUUUGUGUGGAAUCGCAUGGGUGAAAGUGUCAACAAUUUUAUUGCUGGCUGUUGUAAGAAAAAAGAUGAGGAAUAUGCAACCCCAAGAACACUUAUUAAUAGGAAUGUGGAUUUCUUCAACAAACAGUUUCUAAAUGGGGUGGUAGACAAAAUUUUGGUUCAAGGGAAAGAAAAAUAUUCCAAACCUGUUAUACAGGACUUGCUAGAUCACAUUAAAGAGGAACCAAACAGUCCAGUAAAGGAAGAGGAAGCAGUGGAGAUGGGAGAGAAAAAUGAAGAAAAUGAAAAGCAGGAAGGGAAUACGUCAGGAGAGAAAAGUGAAGUAAAGGAAACACAGGAAGGCAAUGAGAAUCAGAAAGUAAAGGAAACACAGGAAGGCAAUGAGAAUCAGAAAGUAAAGGAAACACAGGAAGGCAAUGAGAAUCAGAAAGUAAAGGAAACACAGGAAGGCAAUGAGAAUCAGAAAUGCCAAGAAAAGACAGAUAAAGCUGGAGAGACAGAAGAGAAAACUGAAGAAACAGAGAAGCAGAAAAAGAGUACUACUCAGAAUCAAACUCUAUGUAAGGAACAGAGCCCCACGAAUAGAAAAAUCACUUCUACUAAGAGCUUUACCAGAGGCCCCGAGAAGGAAACAGAGGCACAUGGUUUGGAUACCAUGAUAACCACGACAGUUGGGAAUGUGAUGAAGACUGGAAUAAUGAGUGACAGAGUCACAAGGACUGCUGUCAGUUCAAUCAUUCCGCCUGAAGAACUAGAAGAAGAAGAAGAAGAAGAAGAAGAGGAAGAAGCCAUGCAAACUGAAACAUUGACUGAGGUGGUUCCCAAAAUCGAGGAUGUUUCAGGGUCUUCAUCUACCGGUGUUAAAGAAGAAAAAAAAGGAAAAGCCAUUCAUUUGGUUUGUGAAUACUGUGGGAUGAUAUUCAAGGGACACAACAAAUAUAAAAUACACAUGUAUGGCCACACUGGUGUUAAACCUUACCCGUGUACCUUGUGUGAUAAAUCCUUUACUCUGAAGAAAACACUCAAAUUCCAUCUUGGCAAACAUGCUGGUCAGAAACCAUUCCUGUGCAAUAUUUGUGGCAAAAGAUUUCAUGUUCCCAAUAGCCUGCGCUCUCAUCUACAGAUUCAUGCCAAGGGAGGCAACAACAUCCAUUAUUGCAAGCUCUGUAACAGGGAGUUUGCCACAGAUGCUAGGUUUGAGAAGCACCUGAAGUUUAAACAUCCCCCAGAGGAAGAAGAGCAUCUCUGCUCUCAGUGUGGGAAGAAGUUCUGCAGCCGCAAGAGUUUAAAGCGUCACGAAAAGUCUGCUCAUGAUGCAGUGAAAAGUCAUUUUUGCAAGGUUUGUGAAAGAGGUUUCUUCAGAAAAGAAUACCUAAAUCGCCAUAUGCAACAGCACGAAUUACAAACAGAAGGAGGAACAAAGAAAGUGAAAUCUCUAGUUAUAAGGAAGCCGAAAGCCUUGCAGAACAAGAAACCAACAACAAAAACAGUUGAAAAAACCGAACCCGGAAACAUCAUCAUUCAGACCGUACAAGAAGGGGAAAACCCAUCCAUUUCCAAUGUGGUCGGUAACAUCCGGAUUGAAGUGGAGCCCGGUCAGGUGGAGGAGUACUUCAUCCACGAAGGUGACGGCUCCACAGAGAACAUGUAUUACGCGGUGGAAACUAACGAGGUGGAUCAGGAGGGUGGCGGCAGCACGCUGGUGUACAGCUUUCCUUCUGUCCAGUAUGAGAUCGAGUGUCCGGACGGACAGCUCAAUCAGGAGGCCUUGUCUGCCAUCACCAUGUUGGCUCAAGCUUCCAGUCAACAAAAUAUGCUCUCAAGGGCAAAGCCGGCCAUUGGGCCCGGCUCAACAACACCAGCUAAAGAAAAUAAGAAAAAGAAGCAAGUUCCAAAAGUUGAAGACUUUUUGAACAUGAGAGACUAUACAGGGGCAAUUACCCUUUUAGAGUUCAACAGAAACAGUGGAAAAGGUAACGAUGAAACUGAUCUAUGGAUCGCAUACUGUGCAUUUCAUCUUGGGGAUUACAAAAGAUCUAUGGAGGAAUUUGAGAGAAUGACAAGACGGGAUGGCUGUCACCCAGACGUGUGGACAAACCUGGCCUGCUGCUAUUUCUUUCUUGGAAUGUACCCUGAAGCUGACACAGCUUGCGCAAAAGGUCCCAAAAGUAAGCUUCAGAAUCGAUUACUGUUUCAUCUGUCUCACAAAUUUGGGGAUGAGAAAAGGUUGAUGGGCCACCAUCAAAGCCUGCAGGAUGUGAUUGAGGACCAACUUUCACUAGCCUCCAUACAUUACUUACGGAGUCAUUACCAGGAGGCCAUAGACAUAUACAAACGGAUACUGUUAGACAACAGAGACUUUUUGGCACUGAAUGUAUAUGUGGCUCUGUGCUAUUACAAAUUAGACUACUAUGAUGUGUCACAGGAAGUUCUAGCAGUUUAUCUCCAGCAAUAUCCAGAUAGUGCUAUUGCUCUGAAUCUCAAGGCCUGUAAUCAUUUCAGACUUUACAAUGGGAAGGCUGCAGAGGCAGAAUUGAAAAGUCUUCAGGAGAUGUCCUCACCUUCUUUUGUAUUUGCCAGAGAUCUCAUCAAACACAACUUGGUGGUGUUCCGAGGAGGUGAAGGGGCUUUACAAGUUUUACCUCCCCUUAUUGAUGUUUUACCAGAGGCUAGGCUGAACUUAGUCAUCUACUACCUUAAACAAGAUGACAUAGCAGAGGCCUACAAUCUGAUAAAAGAUCUGGAACCCACCACUCCCCAGGAGUACAUUCUGAAGGGUGUGGUCAAUGCAGCCUUAGGUCAAGAGCAAGGAUCUAGGGAACAUCUCAAAAUAGCUCAACAGUAUUUCCAACUUGUUGGGGGUUCAGCUAGUGAAUGUGAUACUAUUCCUGGUCGUCAGUGCAUGUCUUCAUGUUUCUUUCUGUUAAAGCAGUUUGAAGAUGUGUUAAUAUAUCUGAACUCUAUCAAGAGUUAUUUCUACAAUGACGACAGUUUCAACUUCAACUAUGCUCAAGCUAAGGCUGCAGUGGGAAACUUCAAGGAAUCAGAAGAGGUGUUCUUGUUGAUCCAGAGUGAGAAGAUUAAAAAUGACUACACAUAUCUGAGUUGGCUUGCCAGGGUUUACAUCAUGAACAGAAAAUCAAGGCUGGCCUGGGAGCUGUACCUCAAAAUGGAGACCUCAGGAGAAUCUUUCAGCCUGUUACAACUCAUAGCAAAUGACUGCUACAAGAUGGGACAAUUUUACUAUGCUGCCAAGGCCUUUGAUGUGCUGGAGAGACUUGAUCCUAAUCCCGAGUACUGGGAAGGAAAAAGAGGGGCCUGUGUAGGUGUAUUCCAGAUGAUCAUAGCCGGCCACGAACCAAGGGACACACUGAGGGAUGUGAUUAAUAUGCUCCGGAACACCAGUAAUCCCCAGGUGGAGUAUAUCAUUCGAUCCAUGAAGAAAUGGGCCAAGGAAAAUCUGGUUCCUCUUCCAUAGUGUGUGCGUGUCCACUAUUUGUUUUGCAAACUAACAAUUCUCAACUGCUCUGUUUGUUUUAGAACAUUGUCUUAAUUGUAGAGUUCUGAUUCUAGGUUCAGAUUAAUCCAAACAAACAACAGAAUCAGAGAUCGAGCAAAUGGUUCAUAUUUUAUACAGAUGCAUGUUAAAAACUGCAUGUUUCUUCAAGCAUGUGAUAUUUUGCACUAGAUUGCAUGGAAUUGUUGUAUAUUUUUUUAUUGCAUGGAGGCUAUGAAAAUGUGUAUUUCUUUAGUUAUAUCUUGGGGGGUUGGGGGGCUGGAUUGUUGAUGAGGAAAUGACAGUCUGUGUAUAUUACAGCAGUGUAUCAAGAUUACUGAGGAUUGAUGGAACUGUUGUACAUUUAUUGAUUUUUUACGUUUUACAACCGUGAAUUAUCCGUCCAAUGACUGUACAGUGUGUAUAUUUAUGAGUUAAUUAUUAAUGGAAUACUGUACAACCUAAAUGAGAAAAUAAACCAAAAAUAUACUGUCUCAUUUUUACUUAGUAUCCAUUUAGUGAUUUGACUUUCAUAUAAAAUGCACAUAAGGGAGGCUAAUCCUACUAAAGUGGAAAAAUGCCUCUGGUCAGCUAAAUGGGCACGAAUACCGGUAUAUGAAAACUAUGUCAGUAAUGAAAAAUAGAAUCUGGUUUCGCAGUUUAGUUUGUCAAGGUUACUCUCCAAAGAAGGUUAAAAGGGGGCGGACCCUUUAGAAAAUUCAAUAUUUGAAAUAUGCAUCAAAGAACCCAUCCCCUUUUAACCUUGAUGGUGGAGACAGCAGGUUAUGGCGGAGGGGACGAUAAAAAUAGCGGGAUAACCAAUAGCCAUCCAAAGAGGUAUUAAUGAAAAUAAAACCAAUUUUCUCAACUUUAUCAAAAUCCAACUUUUAUUAUUUUCACAAUUAUACAUGAACUCUCCAAGAACAUUACAAAUAUAUACAUGUAUAUUAUAAAUCUCGUGUAUAAAUAUCAAAUUAAUUACAUCACAAUAUUCAUAACAAUAAUGAUUCUUAAACAAAGAAAGGCGUUUCAUUGCCAACAACAACAAACACAUAAAA
This is a messenger RNA of Magallana angulata, 9288 nucleotides long. RefSeq lists its product as uncharacterized. The record is from RefSeq and is a predicted model, not a curated record. The transcript has 32 exons. Gene Ontology annotation, cellular component: ciliary basal body; ciliary base; intraciliary transport particle B. Bases 170 to 8212 code for a protein of 2680 amino acids. Lineage: Eukaryota; Metazoa; Mollusca; Bivalvia; Ostreida; Ostreidae. Gene Ontology annotation, biological process: intraciliary anterograde transport; intraciliary transport involved in cilium assembly. Gene Ontology annotation, molecular function: intraciliary transport particle B binding; protein binding; nucleic acid binding.